AUGCCUCCCAAGAAGCAAGUCGUCGAGGAGAAGAUCCUCCUGGGCAGGCCCGGUAACAACCUGAAGAGUGGAAUUGUUGGCCUUGCAAACGUUGGAAAGUCCACCCUCUUCCAGGCCAUUACCAAGUGCAACCUGGGAAACCCGGCCAACUUCCCCUACGCCACCAUCGACCCUGAGGAGGCACGUGUCAUCGUCCCCGAUGAGCGCUAUGAUUGGCUUUGCGAAAAGUACAAUCCCAAGUCGCGCGUGCCUGCCAACCUUACGGUGUACGAUAUCGCUGGUCUGACGAGAGGUGCCUCCACUGGCGCUGGUCUUGGUAACGCCUUCUUGUCGCACAUUCGCGCCGUCGAUGCCAUCUUCCAGGUCGUUCGUUGCUUCGACGAUGCCGAGAUUAUCCACGUCGAGGGUGACGUCAACCCUACCCGUGAUCUCGACAUCAUCAGCGACGAGCUGCGGUUGAAGGAUAUCGAGUUCACCGAAAAGGCCCUCGAGAACCAGAAGAAGAAGACUCGCUCUGGUGGCAAGGGCCUCGAGCACAAGAAGGCUAUAGAGGAGCAGGCUACCAUUGAGAAGAUCCUUCAGCACUUGAAGGACGGCAAUGAAGUCCGCAAGGGUACCUGGGGCCCCAAGGAGAUCGAGGUCAUCAACCCCUUGUUCCUCCUUACCGCCAAGCCCGUCGUCUACUUGGUCAACCUCUCAGAGAAGGACUUCAUUCGCAAGAAGAACAAGUACCUUCCCAAGGUUGCCGAGUGGGUUAAGGAGCACGCCCAAGGCGACCCCAUCAUCCCCAUCUCCGUCUCUUUCGAGGAGCGUCUGACCCGCUACGAGACUGAGGCCGAGUCCAAGGAGGAGCAGAAGAACGUUGGCGCCGAGUCCGCUCUGCCCAAGAUCGUUCUUCAGAUGCGCAAGGUCCUCAACCUUGGCAGCUUCUUCACCACCGGCACGGACGAAGUCCGCCAGUGGACUCUCCGCAACGGCACCAAGGCGCCCCAGGCUGCUGGUGUCAUUCAUACCGACUUUGAAAAGACCUUUAUUCAAGUCCUCGUCUACAACUUCACCACGCUGAAGGAGCUCGGCACUGAAGCCGAGGUCAAGGCUAAGGGCAAGGUGAUGACGAAGGGCAAGGACUACGUUGUGGAAGAUGGAGACAUCUUGCUCAUCAAGGCCGGUGCUGCCAAGGGCUGCCAGAUGGGGGUUCCCCCGACCCAGCUUCUGAGCGACCGCAGCACAGACCAGUUGGCUUCGAUACCUGCUGAGCUUCAUUCAAGUUCAAAGUGCUGCUAUCCCUUCAACCUUCAAUACGAUGUCUCAACCUCCAAUAAAUCGUGGGCAUGGACGAAACAUAUCAGUGACGAGGCGGAGUGUCACCGAAUCUUCACUAAUACGUUUCGUACAGCGGUUCGUCCACGGUCCUCGACUAAGGGUCCGCUCGACCUGGACGACACUCCUCUGAAUGACCCGUUGUCACCAAAAGCCGCCGCCACAGAAGACACGACGCAGCAACGCCCAAUAUCAGGACAACGCUCUCCAGCGCUGCCUCACUCUCCCGCCGCUCCGCCCGUGAAGACAACCGUCACCAAGGACUUUGGCUUCCUCCUGCGGCCCGAGAUCUACCACACCAUCCAACCCGUCAACGUCCCGGUCGCAUUCAGGAACUCGUCCAAGCAGCCGCCGGCCGAUGCUCCGCUCGAAGACCUGCUGGCAAAGGGCCACUUCCGCGCCGCCGCCAUUGCCGCGGUCCAGGAGCUGACGGCCACGGGCAGCCCAGGCCGGCCGCGGGUCGCACCGUCGGACCACCAGAGGAUCUUUAGCCUGCUGUACACGCGGCUGGCGUGCCUGACGCUCAUCGACGCGACGGCGGUGGCGGCGCAGGAGGUGAGGGCGCUGGAAGAUUUGAAUGCAGGCGUCUACAUUGACGAGACCACGGGCGAGCACUUGGUGCCCUGGGAGCUGCGCGUGCUUAACGUACGGCUACAGGCUCUCGGGUUCAGCGACCCGCGCAGGUCCGUCAUGAGCUACCACGACCUGGCGCGGGAGGCGCGCGAGCAGAUCAGCAAGGCGACGGCACGGCACGAUAACUCAGCGAGGGAGCUCUGGAAGGCGCGGCUGCAGGAUCUGGGCGUUGCUGUCGCGGGCGCGCUGGUGGAGAUGGAUGACCCCGCCGGCGCGGCGCAUCACUUGGCUACGCUCAAGGACCGCGGGAACGGAAAGAUGGCGCUAUCGAGGGCCCUGUUGUGGCUUCACUUGGGGGAUGCGGACGCGGCGAGGCGCUGCGUUGUGCCAGGGGAGGGCUCUGGGGAGGACGGGAAGCAUGCUGAGACGGUUGUGGGCGCGCUUUGUCAGAUGGCUGAUGGGGAGUAUGAGGCGGCGCUUGCGACCUGGAGAGGGCUGAGGGAGGAAGUUGCGGAUGAGAUGAUUGGUGUCAACAUGGCGGUGUGUCUUCUUUACACUGGCAAGUUGACAGAGGCACGAGCCAUUUUUGAGGACAUGGUCGGAUCCGGCUACUCAUCGCACACUCUCUUGUUUAACCUCAGCACAACCUACGAACUCUGCACGGAGCGGAAUCGGAACCUGAAGGUGAGGCUCGUUGAUAAGGUGGCCGAUCUGGAGGAGACCCCAAGAGGUUGGGAGAAGAACAAUGCCGACUUUAAGUUCCUCAUGUCCGUGUGGUCCCCGAAAACGGACUUGCCCAAUUGGAGCCAUCCUAGCAGAUUACACCCCUGUCGGUUCAAUGAACCAAGUCUCCGCACUGGCAUGCACAGUCGGGGACCGGACUUGCUUACAACGCUUACCAAGAUGCUUACCUACGAGACUUGCAUGCUUUUGCAGACUGACAAACCGUACAGUCAACACCAGACGAAGAUGGACUUCCCGCGGUUUCCGGCGCCUGGCGGUGACGUUUUUGAUGUUGGGACUUGUAAUGUUCUUAUUAGAGACGUCGCCGGUGGAAGUUCUCACGAGCCACGCAUAUCCUACUUUGUUAAUCAACUAGACCCGUUUUCAAUUUCACAGUUCAUUUCAAACAACAUGGAAUCCAGAACCUUUCAGGAGCGAACUCUUCACCUGCUAGAGAGAAUCGCAGAAUCUCAGACGGCAUUAGAAGCGCGCCUAGUCACAAUGGAGACGAUGCUCUCCCACCACAACACGCAGCCGCCGCAACACCUAUCUUUUCCACAAUUCCGCCAGCUGCCCCCCGAACUACGACUCCGAGUCUGGUCCCUCGUCGCCAUUCCCUCACGGGUUCUGCGUCUAGACGCACGGGAUGGGAAGAAGACGAAGUCACACAAGUCAGGAUCUCCGCCGCCGCUGUUACGACCGCCCGCCAUCGCCGGAGCGUGUCGUGAGUCGCGGGCCGUGGCGACGAAACAUGGCGCGCUGGCGAGGCUCACGUACGAGGGGGGCGAGGUGGGCAAAGGGGGGAGGACGCGGUGUUACUGGUUUGAUGGGGAUCGCGAUGUGCUGGAGUUGGAUAGCUGGGUUGACGUCGAGGGGGACCAGCCGCGGGGCAUUAGAGGACUUGUACAGAGGGCGAGGCAUGUUCUCGUGGGUCGUGCUGAGGCGGAGUGGUAUGCCCGCCUGUUCGAGCGCGCGGCGCUGGUGAAGCGCGUGAGUUUGAAGUUUGAUGUGUUGGGUGUGCGGUGUAGCACGCAUGGUCGUGAUGCCGUGAGACGUAUGUUUGGCGGAGGCGGGGCUGAGACUACGAUCGUUGUUACGGACUUGGAGGACGCGGAUGAGAUUGCGCGAGUGAAGAGCGUGCUGGGCUCUGGAUGGCGGAACCCGGUGUUUUUGGAGUUUGAUCUGGAGCUUUGGGCGAGGAGCGGGACGGAGAGGGUUGGACGGGCUGUGAGGGAUGAGAAGUGGAUGAGGAGGUUGAAUGGGACGUGGGCGAGCGAGGUUGCGAGGGGGUGGGUUAUGGCUCGGGCUGGGGCGUCUAUACUAGCCAAUGACGGCGGUAGAGGGGAUGGGGGUGAUCAAGAGGAAGAUGGAGUGAGAGUUACGAGUGACAAGGGAGCCUCAGAGAUGAAGUUACGGAUUGCGAAGGCGACGGCGUUAGAUGUCGAGGAUGAGUAUGUAAGGCAGGCGCUUUUGGGUAUGCCCGAGGUCAGCAAAGCGGCCUUUGUCAUCUUUGGCUUUCAACUACCGCCCUUCAGCGAGACCUUGCGGCUAUGA
Messenger RNA from Colletotrichum lupini, 4170 nucleotides. RefSeq lists its product as uncharacterized. The transcript has 13 exons. Gene Ontology annotation, cellular component: cytoplasm. Gene Ontology annotation, molecular function: ATP binding; ATP hydrolysis activity; GTP binding. The coding region runs from base 1 to 4170 and encodes 1389 amino acids. NCBI's taxonomy places the organism in Eukaryota, Fungi, Ascomycota, Sordariomycetes, Glomerellales, Glomerellaceae. The record is from RefSeq and is a predicted model, not a curated record.